Molecule: messenger RNA, 1745 nt
Organism: Sitodiplosis mosellana (orange wheat blossom midge)
Lineage: Eukaryota; Metazoa; Arthropoda; Insecta; Diptera; Cecidomyiidae
Gene: slmo
Product: protein slowmo
Exons: 4
Coding region: 286-933 (215 amino acids)
Biological process (GO): phospholipid transport
Cellular component (GO): mitochondrial intermembrane space
Molecular function (GO): phosphatidic acid transfer activity
Source: RefSeq, a predicted model, not a curated record
AGCAUUUCAUUCAUUUUCAUGUCUAUUCAAUCUAGAUAUUUCGUAAUGAACGGUCGCGCAAUACCAAGUCGCUCCUCUAUCGUUUAACCACGAACUGUUCGCUAUUCAUUUUCUAUGUCAAAGUGAAUAAAUAUUUUUUGCAAGGCAUCAAUAAACUUUGUGGCUUUGUGUGUUGAGUGCAUAAAAACUGGUAUUUUUUUGCUUCAACCCACUGUGAUCGACGCCUCGAAUAUUUAUUACAUCUGAAUUUCAAGUGAGAAUAACAGAAAAAACUCAAAAUACAAAAUGAAAAUUUGGACAUCAGAACAUACAUUUAACCAUCCAUGGGAGACGGUGGCGCAGGCUGCAUGGCGAAAAUAUCCAAACCCAAUGAAUCCAGCUGUUAUUGGCACGGAUGUGGUUGACCGUAAAAUAGUUAAUGGCAUUUUGCACACACAUCGUUUGGUUGGAUCAACAUGGUAUUUUCCACGAUGGACACAAUCGAUAAUCGGAACGGAAAAAGUGUGUUAUGCCAGUGAGAAAUCCGAAGUGGAUCCACACAACAAGAAAAUGUCAUUAAAAACAAUAAACCUCACUUUCGGCCGACACAUAUCGGUUGACGAGGUAUUGCACUACACACCGCACCCAACCGAUCCACAGAAGACACUCCUCAGACAAGAGGCCACAGUCACUGUGCACGGUGUUCCACUUAGUUAUUACAUGGAAAACAUGAUCACAUCAAAUAUUAGCGCUAAUGCAAACAAAGGUCGUCAAGGAUUAGAAUGGGUUAUCUCCAAAAUAAAUUCUGAGAUGAAAGGAAUUGCGGACGCUGUAAGCAAAAGUACGGACGAUAUUAUCCAUCAGACGCAUAAAUCGUUUGACGAUAUGACUGAAUCAGCACGAAAGAGUAUGGACGAAAUGAGCACGGCAGCAAAGCAAAAGAUGAAUUUAUAGCGUAUUCUGGAGUAUUUUUAGCACUGGUUCCGAUAAAUAUACAAAUAAUGAGAAAACUGAUUCCAAUCAUCCAAACACAACCAAACCACCAUCACCAUCGCCGCCACCAAAGGCAUCAUAAUGUAUUCAUGACAAUAUAGACACACAAAAUUAAGCAUCAUCUAGACACAAUUUCACCUUGCCUUCCAAGGUGUAUGUUUACCUGACUCUUUGCCAUGUUUAUCAUGGAUAGUGUUCAAUCGAAUCAUUGAAUUUGAUGCGACGGUCCAAUACAAACGAUAUUAUUGAUAGAAUAUUCCACUGGAUGGACCUGAUUCUAAAUUAUAUUGUUGAUUGUGAUGUUAAAGAUGUUGUUGGCGUUACGGUUGCGUAUUGAAUGUGACAAAAAAAGACGAGAAAUUAUUAGAAUAUGGACAGCAUUUUUUGUACUACUAUUUAAAUAGAAAUAUUCAUUGUAAUUUUUUGCGUAAUCAAUUGUAUAAAGUUUGGAAAUUAUUUGCAAUCCUUUUUUAGUAAGUCACUUUACAUAUUCUCUCGCUCUGUUAGCCAUUGUCUGACUAUAUUAGAUUUGGAAUGCCAGUUUAUCUCAGAUAUUUAUUUAGAAAACAAAUGAAAUACCUUUAAAUUAUCGCAUCAGGAGUACACAUCAAAGAUUCUUUUUAGUUACCAUACCACCUUAACCAUGCACGGCUUUUAAACAUACUGUACAACUAUAAGUGUGAUUGAUUAUCAUUCAUUAUAAAUGAUCACUGACUUAGCGCUAAUUUAAUAAUCGAAAUAAAAACCUAAUUGUUAAAUUAAAGAUUUAGAAC